Cutaneotrichosporon cavernicola is the source of this 720-nucleotide messenger RNA. RefSeq lists its product as uncharacterized. The transcript is spliced from 4 exons. The record is from RefSeq and is a predicted model, not a curated record. Bases 1 to 720 code for a protein of 239 amino acids. Lineage: Eukaryota; Fungi; Basidiomycota; Tremellomycetes; Trichosporonales; Trichosporonaceae.
AUGUACACCUCUGUCUUCACCUCUCUCCUCAUGGCCGUCGCCGUCUGGGCUCAGGACGGUCCUCGCAUUGAGACCCCGGCCUCGGUUGUCCAGUGCCAGCCCGCUCGUCUCAUGUGGAGCGGUGGCUCGCCCCCUUACUGGAUCACGGUUAUCCCCGCCGGCCAGGCUGGGGCCGCUCCCAUCAUGACGCUCAAGGACAGCACAACCGACACCUCGAUGACCUGGAACGUCAACCUCGCCCCCAACACUCAGGUUUCGCUCCAGAUCCGUGACGGCUCGGGCAAUGUCCAAUUCUCGUCGCCCAUCACCGUCCAGGCUGGCUCGGACACUGCCUGCAUGAGCGCCUCCGCCACGGGCACCGACUCUGCUGGUGCCGAGGCCGGUGCGUCCGGCGCACCCACCAACUCUGGCUCGGCUCCGGCUGCCUCUGGUUCGACUCCCGCAGCGGGUGACUCGGCCUCGGCCUCGGCUCCGGCGGCUUCGGCUUCUACCCCUGCGGCUUCCGCCUCGGCUCCAGCCGCCAGCCCCAGCUCCGCUGCUAAGCCGACGUCGUCUGCCGCCGUCCCGUCGGGGUCGGCUUCGCAAUCCGGCUCGGCUGCGGCUAGUGCCUCGACCCCCCCGGCGGCGACUACCUCGCAGUCCAACGCGGAUGCGUUGGCCGCCAAUGUCCCCAUCAUUGGUGCCGCCGCUGUCGCGGCCGCCAUCAUGGCCUACGUCUAA